AAUAACUGUAGAAAAGAGAAAUAUGCAGAUCUUCGUCAAGACUUUGACUGGCAAGACCAUCACUUUGGAGGUUGAGCCCUCGGACACCAUUGAAAAUGUUAAGGCCAAGAUCCAAGACAAGGAGGGUAUUCCCCCAGAUCAGCAGCGUCUGAUCUUCGCUGGCAAGCAGCUGGAGGAUGGACGCACUCUGUCCGACUAYAACAUCCAGAAGGAGUCGACCCUUCAUCUGGUCCUCCGUCUGCGUGGUGGCAUGCAGAUCUUCGUCAAGACUUUGACUGGCAAAACCAUCACCUUGGAGGUCGAGCCCUCGGACACCAUUGAGAAUGUUAAGGCCAAGAUCCAAGACAAGGAGGGUAUUCCCCCAGAUCAGCAGCGUCUGAUCUUCGCUGGCAAGCAGCUGGAGGAUGGACGCACUCUGUCCGACUACAACAUCCAGAAGGAGUCUACUUUGCACUUGGUGCUCCGUCUACGUGGUGGCAAUUAAAUUUGAAAAUGAUAAAAACCUCUAUAUUAUAU
Messenger RNA from Drosophila arizonae, 516 nucleotides. Its product is annotated as polyubiquitin-C. NCBI's taxonomy places the organism in Eukaryota, Metazoa, Arthropoda, Insecta, Diptera, Drosophilidae. Gene Ontology annotation, molecular function: protein binding. The record is from RefSeq and is a predicted model, not a curated record.